GGGUAGCUACUCUUCAUUUCAGGUUUAAAGAGAGGCAGUUACAAAAAAAAAAGAAGAUGAAAAAGGAAGAGCUGCUCCGUUUCACACACAUGGAGGGCAUACAUACGAAGGCUAUAAUACAAGUGUGUAGUUUGUCCCACAUCGGUGGAAAUAAAGCCGGGCAAGGUGCUAGAGUGAUAUAAAAUGGAAGGAGGGAGCAACGUUGAAACAUACUUACCUGGACGGGGUCAAUGGGUGAUCAUGAAGGCCCAUGGCCUAGGUUGGUGACCUCCAUUGCACUUUGGAGGGGCGCCCGCCUAAGGUCGGCCCAAGUGGCCGAGCCUACGUCAUAAUUUGUGGCAGCGGGGGCCUGCGUUCGCGCGGCCCCUACCCAAUUCUUAGUUAUAAGUUUUUAGGUAGGCUUGUUCUUAUAUGUUGUGAGGCCUAUCAUCUCUGUAUCUCUUUUCCAAUUUGUUAAAGCUGUAGUUAAUUGAAUUUUACUAAGUUGUGUGCGGUAAAGAGAAUUUAUGUUUGUCCUUUCAUAUAUUAUUAUAAAUAGUCUGUUCCUUAUUAUGCAGUCAAUAAUUUUUUUGAAUCUGUAUAAAACGAGUUUGAGAUUUCUAGAAAGAUGUCAAUUUUUUUGGACAGGAAAGGGUAGGAUAUUUUUGUCUAGUAAUUGGUUUGGUUACCUAAAAGAUGUUUUAGCUUUAAAAACUCUUAAUUUUCAUGCUAUUAUCCAUAAUUAAUUUUGUUAAUAAAUUAUUUUGGCAAAUCCAUUUAUAUAUAUAUGAUAAAUCAAUUUUUUAGAAAGCAUGUCCUCUUCGGUGUGUCAUGAUUGAUUUACUUAUAAAAUCCCAACAUUUCUUUGGUUUAACUUCAUCACAUUUUUGUUUCAAAUUUCAUUAAUUUACCACUCGCCAUUUUGAUGGUUAAGACUCGAGACAUAAAGUCUCCCGCCCCUACUUGGCCCUCUUAUUUCUUUGGCCAAUAUCUUUAUGUUUGCAUAAUUUUAUCUUCUAAUUUUUGUUGCAAAAGCUUUUGGAAUCCCGUUUCACUUUUGAGAUUUUUACAAAACUAUGUUCAAAUUGAAUUUCUUAAAACAUAUUUGGGGUAAAUAAGAAAUUUUAGACUCAAGUAGACAAGCAACAAAAAUAUAGGCCUAGCAUUCAGUAUGAGAAGUAUUAUGAGGUCUCUCUUAUCAAACUCAAGAGAAAACUUGAAAGAUAAUGUACACAAGAUCGUCUCCAUUUUGAAAGACUUCACAGAAAAGAGAUUAAUAGUCCAAGGGACCAUUUUUCAUGGGCAUUUGAUUAAAAAUGGCAUCAUUUCAUCUCAGAAACACAUUGCCGUUAAGUUGCUUAUUAUGUACCUUAAAUCCGGAAAACCAAAUGAAAUUAAUCAGAUGCUUAAGGAGUUUGAUGGGUUUAACUUAGUUGUGCAUAAUUGUCUAAUUACUGCAAAUCUUGAGUGGGGAAAGCUGGAUGAAGCUCGUCAAUUGUUUGAUGAAAUGCCUGAAAGAAAUGACGUUUCUUGGACUGCUAUAAUUUCGGGGUUGUUGAGGUUUGGAAGAGUUGAAGAAGCGAUUUCGUACUUUGAGAGGAACCCAAUUCAAAGUUUGUUUUCGUGGACAGCAGUUAUCAGUGGACUUGUUCAAAAUGGGCUAAGUUUCAAAGCAAUGAAGCUGUUUGUAGAGAUGCAUCAAUCUGGAGUAUUACCCAAUAAUGUCACUUUUACUUCUGUUAUUAGAGCUUGUGGAGAGUUGGGUGAUUUUAAUUUAGGAAUGUGUGUAUUGGGUUUGAUUGUUAAGGUUGGAUUUGAACAUGACUUGUCGGUUUCGAAUUCUUUGAUCACGUUUAACUUGAGAUUAAACGAUACUGUUUCAGCUAGGACAAUUUUUGAUAGGAUGCAGAGUAGGGAUGUCGUUUCUUGGACAGCGAUACUAGAUAUGUAUGUUCAGAUGGGAGAAUUGGCAGAAGCUCGUCGUGUCUUCGAUGAGAUGCCAGAAAGAAAUGAAGUUUCUUGGAGUACGAUGAUCUCGAGGUAUAGUCAGAGUGGUGACGCAGAAGAGGCAGUGAAUCUUUUCAUUCGCAUGGUCCAACAAGGGUUUAAACCAAAUAAGUCAUGUUUUGCUAGCUUAAUAAGUGCAUUGGCCAGCCUGGAAGAUUCCGUAAUGGGACGGGUUGUUCAUGGACAUAUAUUAAAAACCGGGAUGGAAAAAGAUGCCUUUAUUGGUAGCUCACUUGUUGACCUGUACUGCAAAUGUGGAAGCACUAAGGAUGGACGUGUAGCAUUCAACUCAAUCUUGGAAAAGAAUGUUGUUUGUUGGAAUUCCAUGGUCAGUGGCUAUAGUCUCAAUAACCAGCUCGAAGAAGCUAAGGAGCUAUUUGGAAAGAUACCCCAAAAAGAUAUCGUCUCAUGGAAUUCGCUAAUAACAGGUUAUUUGGAGUAUGAAAAUUUUGAUGAGGUUUUUGAAGUUUUUAGUGACAUGCUUCUGUCUGGAGAACGACCAAGUAAAUCUACUUUUUCCAGUGUUUUAUGUGCUUGUGCGAACUUAGCUUCACAGGAGAGGGGGAUGAACUUGCAUGGUAAGGCUAUUAAACUUGGUUUUCAUUCUGACAUUUUUGUCGAAACUGCCCUUGUUGAUAUGUAUGCCAAAUCCGGUGAUGUUGAAAGCGCUAAGAAAAUCUUCAAAAGGAUGCCCAAACGCAACGAGAUUUCCUGGACAGCUAUGAUUCAAGGGCUUGCAGAAAACGGCUUUGGAGAGGAAGCACUUGCUGUAUUUGAAGAAUUUGAACGGACCAAGUCCAUUGCACCUAACGAGCUGCUUAUAUUAGCCGUUUUAUUUGCUUGUUCCCACUGUGGCCUAGUUGAUAAAGGACUCUAUUACUUCAAUUCAAUGGAAAAGGUCUAUAAUAUACAGCCGAAUGAUAGGCACUAUACAUGUGUAGUGGACAUGCUGUCUCGUUCAGGACGUCUUUCUGAAGCAGAAAAGUUCAUCUUGGACAUGCCUUGUGAACCAGAAGUUCAAGCCUGGGCAGCUCUAUUAAGUGGUUGCAAAACAUACAAAAAUGAGAGAAUGGCAGAAAGGGUGGCGGAAAAGAUAUCAGAGCUGGCUGAAAAGCAUCCCGAAGGAUAUGUGUUGCUAUCAAAUGUUUAUGCUUCAGCUGGCAGAUGGUUGGAUGUCUUACACACGAGAAAACAGAUGAAGGAAAGAGGAUUGAAGAAAAGCGGGGGAUGUAGUUUGAUAGAAGUGAGGAAUCAAUCCCAUUUCUUUUAUUCCCAGGAUGGUUCUCACAAUGAGUCCAAAGAAAUUUACGGAGUUUUGGAACUAAUGAGGUCAGAAAUGCUGCCCGGAAAGCUCUCUUCAUUAAUUUCAAUCCCUUCACAUAGUGGUCGAAGGUGUUUUCUUCUACUGCCAGAAAGGCUGGAACAGCGAUUGCUUGUAAAUGCCUAUAGGAAGUGGCAAAUUUUGGAUAUUAGCCUGUUGAAGUUCUCUAGAGAAGAUAGUGCUAGUAUAAGACAUCUGAUAUCUGAUACAGUGAUAAUCAUGGAUGGAUUUGCGCUUAAGUCUGUGUUGGACUUGCCUCCAGUUUUCCGUUCAACUUUCAGUUUCAGAUAUUUUAACUCGCUGCAGAGCGAAUGCUUUCCUGCUUGUUUCCUGUCGGAUGUGAACAUGGUAAUCUCAGCACCAACAGGAAGUGGGAAAACAGUGCUUUUUGAACUAUGCAUUUUGAGGCUUCUCUCAAGGUUUAUCUCAAGAGAGGGGAAAUUUAUUCACGUAAAGGGGUCUCUGAAGACUAUAUAUGUUGCACCCUCAAAAGCAUUGGUACAAGAGAAGCUUCGUAAUUGGAACCAGAAGCUUGGUUCAUGGGGGAUAAAUUGCUUAGAACUGACAGGGGACAAUGAGUACUACAAAAUCACGGAUAUACAGGACACUGAUGUAAUUCUUACCACUCCUGAGAAGUUUGAUGCUGUGACUCGUUAUCGCAUAAAAGAUGGAGGCCUGAGCUUUUUUGGUGAUAUUGCAUUGGUGCUAAUUGAUGAAGUCCAUUUGUUGAAUGAUCCUCGUGGAGCAGCUUUGGAGGCAAUUGUCAGUAGAAUUAAAAUGCUUUCUCGCAAACCUGAACUGAAAUCAAGUGCUCUAGCUAAUGUCCGUUUUUUAGCGGUUUCUGCAACCAUUCCCAACAUCGAUGACCUUGCAGAAUGGCUCAUGGUCCCCAGGCAAGGAGUGAAAAGGUUUGGGGAAGAAAUGAGACCCGUGAAGUUGACUACCAAAGUUUUUGGAUACACUCCGGCGAAGAAUGACUUUCUAUUUGAAAAGCGCCUACAGAACUAUGUCUUUGAUAUUCUCAUGCAACAUUCUAGAGGAAAAUCAGCUCUAGUUUUUUGCUCAACCAGAAAAGGAGCACAAGAGGCAGCACAACAGCUCUCUCAGACAGCAAUGACCUUUGGUCAUUCAAAUCCUUUCAUCAAAAGCAGAGAACAACAGGAACGGUUGAGGGAAGCUUCACUAUCAUGUAGUGACAAACAAAUGCAGUCUUAUAUCCCUUUUGGCGUUGGUUAUCACAAUGGUGGUCUUUCCAUGAAUGACCGCAACCUCAUUGAAGGCCUCUUUCUGAAUGGUGAUAUUCAAGUGCUGUGCACUACAAAUACUCUUGCCCAUGGAAUUAAUCUACCAGCACAUACUGUUGUGAUUAAAUCAACUCAGUACUUCAAUAAGGAAAAAGGGAUUUACAUGGAAUAUGAUAGAUCAACCGUCCUGCAGAUGUCAGGAAGAGCAGGUCGACCACCGUUUGAUGACACGGGAAUGGUCGUAAUCAUGACCAGAAAAGAAACUGUUCACUUGUACGAGAAUUUAUUAAGUGGAUGCGAAUUGGUGGAAUCACAAUUGCUUCCAUGUGUUACAGAGCACCUAACAGCAGAGAUUGUUCAACUGACCGUGUCAGAUAUAACAGGAGCAAUUGAAUGGAUGAAAUGCUCAUAUUUGUAUGUAAGAAUAAAAAAGAAUCCAGAGAAAUAUGCUGUAAAGAAAGGGCUAACUGGUGACCGUUUAGAGCGGCAUAUGCAAGAUAUUUGUGUUCAGAAUGUAAAUGAGUUGUCAAGGUAUCAAUUGAUUUGGACAGAUGAAGAUGGUUUCCUCUUAAAGCCUCUCGAACCUGGAAAAUUGAUGACGAAAUAUUAUCUGAAAUUCGACACAAUGAAGCACAUCAUGCAAGCCCCUGGAAACUGUAGCAUAGAGGAUGCACUUCAAAUUAUUUGCCGUGCUGAGGAACUUGCCUGGAUACAACUGAGGCGCAAUGAGAAGAAGCUCCUGAAUGACAUAAACAUUGAUAAAGACAAUCGGCUACGCUUCCACAUCCUUGGGGACAAAGGGAAAAGAAAAAAGCGUGUCCAAACCAGAGAAGAGAAAAUAUUUGUUUUGGCAAAUGACUGCCUAACGGGGGACCCUUUAGUCCAUGAUUUAUCCCUUAACCAGGACAUGAACUCUAUCUGUGCAAAUGGCUAUAGAAUUGCGAAGUGCAUGAAAGAGUAUUUCUUAUACAGGAAGAACUAUCGAGGAGCUUUGAGUUCAGCACUUCUAACCAAAUCUUUGUAUCAAAAGGUCUGGGAUGACAGUCCAUACGUGCUGAAACAAUUACCUGGUAUUGGAAUGGUGACAGCAAAGGCACUGCAUUCAAUGGGAGUAAAAUCAUUUGCCUCGCUCUCUGAGGCAGAUCCAAGGAAAAUAGAGAUGGUCACUGGCAGAAAAUAUCCUUUCGGGAAUCAUAUAAAGGAGUCAUUACUAUCAUUACCCCCAGAAGUUGAGAUGAGGUUUGAGGAAAUUGAGAGGCAAAGGCAAGGGAAGUCCAAGGUUAUGGUAACACUGACUAGGCUGUCACAACCUGUGCAAACAACUAAACGACAUUAUGCUGAUAUGGUGGUUGGCGUCGAAGAGGAUAAUCUGGUUCUGUUUCAUGAGAAAGUAAGGGUGGAUGACUUUCCUAGCCCUUAUAGCAAGACAGUUAUGGUGCCAAGUCCUCAGCAAGGGAAAAUGACUGUCAAAGCAGAUCUGAUAUUUAAUGAAUUUAUUGGUGUUGAUCUCCAUCAAAAGAUUGUAUUGAUAAAGGAGAUGGACCAUAAUUUUGUGAUGAAGUACAGAACCAAGCAGCCCUCUUCCUUCCAGAACAAUGAUGUCUGCAUCAUAGAGGACACAGAGGAUGCAGCUCAAGCUUCAUGCCAAGUGUCUCACAGUUUAACUGAAGCUGAUAGGAGCUCAGACAUGCCCAGUUUCAAGCUAAUAGAUGACGAUCUAGACGAAGCGAUACCUGCUGCUGCGAUUGAAGAUGAUGAAUGCAGAAUCAUAAAUGAAAAGACUAUAUUUGACCAUAUACGUGAAAAGGCUAAAAACCUCCCUGCUUUGACCUCACUGAGAGGUACAUUCUCGCCAUCAUUAGAGACUUUGAAUCUCAUCAGAAAGCGCACUCGCGAGAAGCAGUGUCUUGUUGAGAAUGAGGUAGGAGUAUAUGAAGAAGUGAGAAGAACCAAAGUUCCAUGUCACAGCAUGGACAUUCAAUCUGCAGAAUAUAUCGAUCUAGAAGAUAAUAGACCACUUUCUAACAAAGAUGAGAGACCAUAUAGCCAUCACGUCUCUAAUGCCAUUUACCUGGCUAGUGACACAGGUAAGUUUUCCUUUGAAACUGGGAGUGUUCCAUCUGAAACAAUGGCUGAGGAAAUGAUAUUCGAGUAUAAGCCUAUGGAUUCUAAGAUCUUCCACAGCUUUGAGAAUGUGAAGAACACAGAACCCAAGUUACUCAGUAUGUCCAAUGAAACCUUCAUAAUUCACCAACCUCAGCAUAAUUCUGCCAUCUUUGGCUUUCAAGAGACAACUCCAACAAAAGUUUCAGAAAAUGCAGCAGUUACUAUGGAACUUGAGCCUGUGAAGACAAAAGGAAAUGCAAUUAAACAAAUUAAAGAGGUUGAGGGUCUAACUCUUCAUGGAUACACACCAGGUGCAGGUGAAAAAACUGAUCUUUCUUUGGAGACCUCAAGAAAAGUUGCCGAGGAAGGAUCAAGAUUGUUGUCACCUGCAGAUGCUUACUUUAUAACGAAUAAAGUUGGAUAUCCACUACGUUCUCCAAGUUUCCAGGAACAACAGUGCACUUCUUCAGUACAAGUGGGAGAAAUCAACCAAGCAAAUUCCUUUCUUGGGUUUAAAAGUAUUUUUACGUUUCUGUUUGAGUGAGCAUGUUUGAUUUAGUAUGUUGAAUCAAAUUACUUGCUCUGUCAGCUAUAUUGAGAACGAUAAUGAGAUAUUACUCUAGGAGGUAGAAGUAAAAAAUUAGCUGAGAAAAUUUGUUUGGUCUCCUUUGCUUAGUUAACUAAUCUCCACAGUAAUGUUCUGUCAGAAGAAUCUGUAUUUUCAUGCGAUUUAUGAUGUAUAUGAAUUUUUACAAUAUCCAUGUAUUUUAACUUGUUAUACCAAGUGACCAUACUUAUUUUCAAGGUUACUGUUCCCACUUUCUAUUAGCAAAGGGAAAAGAAAAUCCCACUUUUAUGGACU
This is a messenger RNA of Lycium barbarum (goji berry), 7519 nucleotides long. Its product is annotated as DExH-box ATP-dependent RNA helicase DExH17. Gene Ontology annotation, molecular function: ATP binding; nucleic acid binding; protein binding. NCBI's taxonomy places the organism in Eukaryota, Viridiplantae, Streptophyta, Magnoliopsida, Solanales, Solanaceae. The transcript is spliced from 30 exons. The record is from RefSeq and is a predicted model, not a curated record. The coding region runs from base 1151 to 7201 and encodes 2016 amino acids.